AUGCCAGUUUUAAGCCGCUGGGACCGAAAGUCUGUGUCUCAACUGGUGCAACAUUAUCAAAGCUGUUCUGACUUGAGAUGCAUUGGAAAAUACGACGAAACACAGGAUGCUGACCUUGUGGAUGGCAGAUGGAGGGGGGUCAUUAUGGACAGCUCCAGAGUGGGUUUGUCCCGAAGCCAGUCCAUGGACGCCCUGCCUCAGAGGGGAGUGUGCAGCACAAAAGCUCUGUGUGCUCUGUUUGAGUCAAAGAGCUCGAUGCACGGUGGCUCCAGCCUGCAGCACCUGACCAUAGCAUCAGAGGGAGCUCUACAAGACUGGAAAAAACAGAAACAGAACCAAAUUUAUCAAGUAUGUAAACCAAGAAAGAUGAAAAGACAUAAAAGCAAUAAAGACUUUAGACACAGAGGAGAUACAAGCACACAGAGCCCUAAAGACUCAAGCGUAUCCACACUAAGAGAACUUCGACAGGCCUCAUUCAAAGAUAAUAAUAGUGGAUCAGUUAAGGGGUCACCAAUCCAAGGCAGAAACCGAAUACCCACUUCCUCUUCUGUGAGAGAGCGCUCCGCUCUGUAUCUCUCCUGCUCAACAGACACCCCAGGAGGCUCAGAGCAGUCUGAAUCCACUGGUUCUACACAAGGAAAAAAGCCCAGAGUCAAGAAGAUGGAUGUUGUAGACGGGACCGUCACUGUUUCACACACAACAUGUGGCGAUGAUGACCUUCCCCCUCCUCCUCCUCCACCGCCUGUCCCUCCCAGGCCCCUCGACUAUGAUGGGCCUUCUUCUGGAAGCCCCCUCCCUCCGCCCCCACCAAAAGAAACAUUCUCCACAUAUUACCAACAGCGACAGAAAAGUGAGCUAAAGAGACUGUUCAAGCACAUCCACCCUGACCUCAGAGCCAGCCUGGAUGACGUAGCUGAAGAAGACCUGAUGAGGGCCGUUCAGACAGAAACCUCUCAGACUGCAGAGGGUUCGUACCAGGCUGAAGUCCAGUCCAUGAGGUGGAUCUUUGAGAACUGGACAUUGGACAACAUUGGGGAUCCUCAUGGAACCAAGAAGCUGCUUGAUGAGGAGGAUUUAACAGGAGGGGAUGUCAGAGGCACCACAUCUAAGUUUGAGCACACUAACUUGAGCCAGCCAUGCACUCAAAGACAGGCCUCAGUCUGCGGUGAUGUGCGGACAUCAGCAUGGCUCUUUGAAACACAGCCGCUGUCUGCUCUCAGUAAAUCUAGUGAUGGGAGUGAGUUGGUGGAGGCAGUUCUUAAGGAGCCCAUUCAAGCCGGUGAUGUGAAAGGUAAUCGACUCCUGUUUGAAUCUACACCGCUUGGUGACUUGGGACGCUGCAACUCAGUAGAAGACCACAGCUUUCUGAAACUGAAAUCUGAGCUGCAGGAACAAAAAGGAGACGUCCAGAAGACUGUGAAAUUGUUCCAAGCGGGUCCCAACUGUGCCAUAAAAGACAAGCGUGGCAAUUUCCACAGAAUCAAAUCUAUCUGCAGAGAGGAGAUCAACAGCAGUGACAUCAGCACUGCACGCUGGCUGUUUGAGACACAACCCUUAGAUCUGAUCAAUAAAGACACUGACAAAGUCAAAAUUAUCCGGGGGAUUUCACUGGAGGAAGGUCAAAUCGGAGGAGUUGGGAAAAAGAGGUGGAUGUUUGAGACACAGCCCAUUGACACAAUACAUGAGAUGAUGGGAGGAGACAAGUUUGAGGGGACAGUAGUUGACUGUGAAACUGAUGCUGAUGUUGUCAAUAAAACCAAACUCUUUGAGACAAAUCCCUUAUCAGCACUAAAGGGAGAUUCUGCAGAGAAAACUCCGGAAAAAGAUGAAAUUAUUGGUGGAGAUGUAAAAUCAUCACUUUGGCUCUUUGAGACUCAGCCCAUGGAGACUCUACAUGACAAUUAUGAAAUUGGACAAUUGCAGAAAAUCACACUGUCACCUGAAGAACAAGGAGAAGUUAAGGGCAAGAAACAUAUUUUUGAGAGCUGCAGUACACAAACCAAAGUCAUGACCAAAGAACAGGAGAUUGAGAAAGGAGAUGUGAAAACAUUCAAACAUCUCUUUGAAACAAUCCCCCUCAGUAAAAUAGCCCGUUCAGUGGAACAUGUUGAAAAUAAAGAAACAAAGACUGAAGCAGGAAAUGUCCAAGAAAACAAAGAGUUAUUUGAAAGAAGUAAUCUGUACGCAAUAAAAGACAGCUCUGGAAAUUUGCACAAGGUGACUGCCAUCAGUCGAGAGGAAUCCAUCAAAGGCCAAGUCCAAAACUAUAAGUGGCUGUUUGAGACCAAGCCUUUGGAUGAGCAGGCAGAAAAAAAGGGAACCGUUGAAGUCAUUAAAGGUAUUACCAGACAGGAAGACACAAUGGGUGAUGUCAAGACAGCAAAGUGGCUUUUUGAGACACAAACCAUUGAUGGGAUCCAUAUGAAGUUUAACCAGCCAAACCAAUCAUCAGCACAUGAAGAGCAGCGUAAAGGUGAUGUCAAAACCUGUAAGUGGUUAUUCGAAACCCAUCCUCUGGACCUACUAUAUGACAAAAGUGAAAAGGCUACAGAAAAAGAAGCCAUUGAUAGCACUGAUGUAAAAUCCAUUACCUGGAUGUUUGAAUCACAACCAUUAGACAGUAUCAAGGAUGGUGAGCAAUAUAACCUCAAGCUUUGUAGUACAAUUCAGGACACUGUGAAACCUGAACUUGGUGUUCAAACAGUAAAACAUCUUUUUGAAACUGAAACAUUAGACAGAAUACAAAAAGAUGCGUGUCCAGAAGUGUUACAUUGCGUUAGCCAGGUUGACCUUCAGUCAGGGGAUGUUUCAAGGGUCAAAGAACUGUUUGAAUCCCAGUCACUUGAUGAAAUCGGGCUAGAAAUGACAUCAUUAGACUCUCAAAAUCAUGACGAAUCCAUUGAGAAAGGCUCUGUGCAUAAAGUUACCUGGCUAUUUGACAACUGUCCAUUGAACAAGAUCAACAAGGACAAUAAAGAGGAGACCAUCCAGAAAGUCGGUGAUGCCGAAUUUGGAGAUGUCAAGCACAAGAAAUUUAUAUUUGAAACCUCAUCACUGGACAAGAUUCAUGAAGAAGAACUAGAACAAAGAUCUGAGGUUGUGAAGCCAACCAGCAGCAUCGAUGUCAAGACGAGUACCAUGAUGUUUGAGUCCACUCCCUUGUAUGCCAUCAGAGACAAAGAAGGGCAGUUUCAUGAGGUUACAACAGUGAAAAAGGAAGAAGUUCUGAGUGGAGACGUAAGAGGUGCACGGUGGAUGUUUGAGACAAAGCCACUUGAUGCUAUAAAAGCUGAAAAUGAGGUCUAUGUCAUUCGCGCUGUCACCCAAGAAGAUGUUGAAAAAGGAGAUGUCAAAUCUGCAAGGUGGAAGUUUGAAACACAACCUCUGGACACUCUUACCGAGAAGGACACACCCACUGUUAAAGACUUUGAAGAGUUCGGGAGUGGCAAUGUCAAGCAGAAUAAACAGAUAUUUGAAUCCAACCAAGCCUCCAAGAAGGUAAAGCGAAUGGUAAGUGUCACAGAUGUCCAGAGUGGAGAUGUUAGAACCUCAACUUGGCUAUUUGAAAACCAGUCUAUUGAUAGUCUCAAGGGGGAGUCUGAGGAGCAAAGCCAAGUUCAAACAGUUCACAGAGAAGACAGUCAAAAAGGAGAUGUCAAGCGCUGCACUUGGUUGUUUGAGUCUCAGCCUCUGGACAAGAUAAAGGAGCAAGAAAGUUCUUCAGCAGAAUGUGUUGUGGCUGAAAUACCCAAGUCUGAUGUUAAAUGCACUACAUGGCUCUUUGAAACCACACCACUGGACAAAAUAACUGCUACUAAUGUUGUGGAUACCCUGUCCUACCUGCAUGAUCUUAACUUUGUCCAUUCAAGUGGCAUCAUAAUUGAAGGAAAAGACAGUCAAAAUGUCAGUAUGGCCAAGUAUUGCACUGAAAGUAACAGAAAUGUUCAAAUCCACAAAGAAGAGACAGUUGGAGGUAAUAUUAGAAACAUAAUUAUACAAUUGCUCCACAAACCUACGCUAAAGCCUCAGAUUACCCUAUUAAGAGAGGUAGAGAAAGGCAACGUGAAGACUACAGUGCUCGAGCUUCCUGUCUACCAGUCCAGUUCAAUUGGUUUUGAGAAAGAUCAGAGAAUACAAAAUAUUGUCCAGAGGAUUGAUGAACUACUCAGCCAAGACAAGACUUUUAAAAGAGGACUUAUAAUGCAAGAGACUGUGGAAGGGCAAGCAGAGAUGUCUGUUUAUUCCCUCCUACAUCAUUGUGCAACUAAAACAGAUGUCAAAAUUGAAAAGGGUGAUGUCAAGUCCACUAUUGGGAAUCUGCUAGCCACAGCUAAUGAGAGCAGAACAGCAAUAUCAUACAGAGUUGACAAGAAUGAAAAGGGAAAUGUGAAUUUAUACAAAAGAUGCAUUGAGGAAGGAGACCUAAAGAGUCUUCAUGCUGAGGAUUUAGAAGAUGAAGUUGAUAACUGUCACAUGUCACAAGAACAAAUUGAAAUUGUACAAGGUGAUGUGAAGGAAGCAAAGAGAAGUCUAUGUCAGCAAAAAGAACAAGUAGAGCGGACUGUUUCGGACGUCUUACCUGGAGAUGUAAAAAAUACCAAAAAGGUGUUUUCAUCCGAAACCAGUUUAAAUGUUGAAAACUUUAUCCCAAAGGAUGAAAUCAUUCCUGGAGAUGUCCUGAUGGCAAAACAACAACUUGCAGUAAAACAGCAGAGUUCUGUGGAAAAAGAGGAAAUUGUCAGUGGUGACAUUAAAGCAGCGAUGCAGUCUUUAGAACGAGCGAAGCAGCAAAGUAUGACCAUUGAGCGAGAGAUGAUCAAACCUGGGACUAUCUAUGAUAUGGACUUGUCAGGCCCAGAUAUGGAAUCAGAAACCAAACAGAUCCAAAAAGAAGUCAUAAUUUCUGGGGAUGUUAAAGCUGCUAAAAAGUCACUUGAAAUGGCAAAGCAGCAAAGUAUGAAUGUUGAAAGAGAAGUUGUUGUUCCAGGCAAGAUAUACAAUCUGAACGUAUCAACUCAAGAGGAACCCUCUACAACGACAUCAUCAACUUCCUCCUCAAGAUGUCAGCAAGUCAAGACUUACCCUAAGGUCAGUGACUUAGUAAAACACAGAGAAAACAAUGCCUCCUUUGAGGCCUAUGAACACAACUCAGUUGUAGUCAGUAAUGGUAUAGAAACAUUAUCCAAAUAUGAGUGUAAUGGUCAUGCUAAUGAGGAUGAAACAGGAGAGGUUAUCAGAGGUGAUAUCAAAGCAGCUAUAAGGUCUCUGCAAAGUGCAGUUUCAGAGCAGAAAUCUACAGAUAAAGAGGACAUUGUUAAAGGCAAUGUGCAAUUGGCUUUGCAGUCUCUUGAAAGAUCUAGUGUAAAUGUUUCCAAGGGAGAUUAUAAAGCUGCUAUGAUAUACAGGAAUUCAGGAAGGAGCAAGACAGUUACCAAACCAUGUGUUGAGAUGCCAGUGCCACCAUCUGACACAAAACUGUCUCCUUCAAUUUCAGUAACCCAUGAAGAGGCUUCAACCACUGCACCAUCCAUCUCGGUAGACAAAGGAAACUUUCAGUUGUCCAGCUGCACAAAUACUGCUUCAGCACUUGCACCUUCAUCUGAAAAAACACACAAUGAGAAGCCAGCAUUGCCACCAAAACCCCAGUGGACAAAAUAUGUUUUGAUGGAAGAAGAAAAGCCUUCCUCUGAUACAAUCUGUUCACCAACAAAUAAUGUAAAGAAUGCUGGCACAUUUCCAAGUCCAACGUACUGCCAGAGCGAAGCUGCACCAGUAAUGGAUGAAGUAAUGAACACCCAAGAAAUCAAAGUUAGUUCACCACAAAUUUCAGAUGAAUCCUCAGGAUUACCAAAUGUAAUUGAAAUGGAACGAAAUGUUACACAGAAAAUAAAUGCUGCAGAAGAAAUUCAAAUGUGCAUGAAGAAAUAUGCAGAAGAAGGCAACCAUGAGACCAACCUCAGUGUGAAAGCAGCUUUACAGAACUUUGAAAGAAAAGAUGCCAAAAGAGGUUCAGUAUUGUGUAAAAUGGUGAAAGUAACUGUUCCCAAAGAUACAGACUCUUUUCCAGAACCAAACUUUCCACCAAGUCUUGAAACCCAUACAAUGAGUACUCAUGUUGCCUGCAAUGAAAAACAAGAACAACAAGAUCCUGUUCAAAAGGUUGUUUUGAGGGAGAAGAAGGUUAGAGAGACUGAAGAGCAGAGACGACAGAGAUUAUCUGUUCAUAUGGAUGAAAUUGUGAGAGGAAACGUUCAGGUUGCAAUGGAAAUCUUUGACAAUUUACGUAAACGAGAUGAACUCCAAGGAGUCCUGGAUGAAGUGCAUGAGAUAGAAGGAGAUCGCAGAAGUAUGAAUGAUAAAUCACUUAAGAAACUAUACAAAAAUUAUCCUGUUUGGGCUGCUGCAGAGACGAAUGCAAAACAUGAAACAAUGGAUGAGAAGUUUGACGCAGAUUCACUAGACGAUGAUCUAGAAAGCAUAUCUUCAGUCGACACAGCAUAUGAAGAUCUGGAAAAGGCCAGCAAAGAAAUUUUACUUUUGAAGGAACAGACCAUUGCAAAGCUCCUUGACAUCGAAGAAACAAUUAAAAAAGCCCUGUACUCUGUGUCCAAUCUCAAAUCGGAGGCUGAUAUUGCAGGUCUGUCUGGUCUGUUU
This is a messenger RNA of Boleophthalmus pectinirostris (great blue-spotted mudskipper), 6654 nucleotides long. It is a transcript of the gene xirp1, whose product is annotated as xin actin binding repeat containing 1. Gene Ontology annotation, molecular function: actin filament binding. Gene Ontology annotation, biological process: actin cytoskeleton organization; actin filament organization. The transcript has 7 exons. The annotation marks the transcript as partial. Gene Ontology annotation, cellular component: stress fiber; focal adhesion. NCBI's taxonomy places the organism in Eukaryota, Metazoa, Chordata, Actinopteri, Gobiiformes, Gobiidae. The record is from RefSeq and is a predicted model, not a curated record.